AUGGAGGCAAUACGUGAACCAAGCGAGACACUAUCGCUCGCUGUGUCCUCUGGAUCCCGGAGCGUGCUAGAGGGGAUUCUAUCUCACCCUCUCGCAACCGCUGUCCUCUCCCUCGCCACCCUGAUGACGGCCAUCUACUACGCGGCCGUGCCAAAACCUCUCCCCGGCAUUCCCUACACGUUGCAAUCUCCCUGGAAUCCGUUUGGCGACGCCCUCCGGAGUCCGAUCUUCCAGGUUUUCCUGGGGCCCUUCCGGAAGCCGAUUGUGGUGGUGGCGGAUAUCCAGGAGUUGAUUGAUAUCUCGUCGCGGCGGACCAAGGAGUUCGACCGCGGUGGCUUUCUGACCGAGUGGGUGGGCAUCCUCUUCCCCGAGGGGACCAUCUCCAUGCCCUCCCACGACAAAUUCAAGCAGCAGCGCAAUACCUGGGCGGUCACCAUGGCCAGUCAAUUCCUGAACACGGUCUCCGCGAGUACAAUCCACCGGCACACGGGCAAUCUGGUUCGUCUGUGGGCCACCAAAGUGCGCCUGGCCAACGGACGGCCGGUGGAAGUGUCCGAUGACAUCAAGCAAGUGACCUUUGACAUGGCGGCAUACGUCGCCGAAUCCCACGACCUGCCAGACAUUGUGCAUGCUUGUCAUAUCCUGGUGGAACAUUUGAAGAACAUGCGUGGCUCAGUCUGGUUGUCUGCUACCAAGCUCUGGAUCUCAUUCCUGCCUUCCUGGAAAGAGGCGUGGCGGGUCAAAGAGUCCGCCAUGAUGCGGCUGAUUGAGAAUUCCCGCGGUAAAUUCGCAUCAUCCGGCCGCGACACCACCCAGCGGGAAGUCCGCUGCGCGAUGGACGAGAUCUUCCAGCGGGAGGCGCGAGCAGAAGCCAAGGGCUGGCAGACGAGUCAUCGCGAGAUGAUAGACGAGACAUUUGCUUAUAUUGUAGGAGGACACGAAACUACGCAGGAUACCACGAAGUGGAGUUUGAAGUAUCUCACGGCGUAUCAAGACCAGCAGAACAAGCUCCGGGAGGCUCUGCUGGAGCUGUUCCCAGGGGCCAAUGCAAAUAAUUUGCCCUCGCACGAGGAGAUGGUGAAUUCGGAACACCCGUUCGUGGAGGCGAGCAUCCAAGAACUAAUCCGCAUCGCGCUCACCGCGCCGUCAUGGACUCGCCGCACCACCCGGGAAGUGACGGUCUUAGGUUAUCGAAUCCCACCGGGGAUUGACAUCUUCGGAGCCCCCAGUGUGCAAAGCUUGGAGGACAUGGAUGAUUUUGAGAUUGACCCGCAGUUGCGCUCCCCUUCUUCCAGACCGAGAACUACCGGGAAAUGGGACCGCACCACCAAAGGAGUGUAUCAGCCCGAACGGUGGAUCGAUGCCCAGGGGAACUACGACGCCUAUGCGGGACCCAUGUUGCCCUUUGGUGCCGGGCCUCGCGGCUGCUUUGCUCGCUUGGAACUGCGCAUGAUGAUUAUUAUGCUCGUUCUCAGUUUCGAGUUCAAGCCGAUUCCGGAUCGGUAUGCCAGUUUCAGAGCAGAAGAAGUUAUCAAUCGUGGACCGGCCAUCACCUAUAUCCGCCCUGUGCUUCGGAUCUAA
Messenger RNA from Aspergillus homomorphus CBS 101889, 1581 nucleotides. Its product is annotated as cytochrome P450. Bases 1 to 1581 code for a protein of 526 amino acids. The transcript has 4 exons. The record is from RefSeq and is a predicted model, not a curated record. Gene Ontology annotation, molecular function: heme binding; monooxygenase activity; oxidoreductase activity, acting on paired donors, with incorporation or reduction of molecular oxygen. NCBI's taxonomy places the organism in Eukaryota, Fungi, Ascomycota, Eurotiomycetes, Eurotiales, Aspergillaceae.